UUUCAAAAAAAAUUAAUAAAGACAAAAAACAGUGGGCUAGUAAAACUGGAAAAUAAAUACCUAAAACGAAGAAGAAAAACACAAUAAAAAUAGUAAUUGAAAAACAAAAGAAUCUUGGCGUACAUUCAUUCAAAACAAUAAACAACAUAACAAAUACUAAUAAUUGCACAAAAACUAAUGAAAACAACACCCCAAGUGUUUUACAAAAAAACAGCAGACAAAGUACAUUUAAAUUGAAACCUAAAGAAAUUAAUAUCAAGGAAGAAAAAAAAACAAAUAUUUUUCUAGUAGAAUACAUAAAUGAUAUCAAAAAAUCAAUAAAGUAAAGUUACAAAGAAAGAUAAUUGAAACAAAAAAAAACAAUUUGCUAAAUAAAGACCACAAGGGACUUUCACUUGUUAGCCCUAGCUGUGACAAUAAACCUACUACAAUAUGACGGCGACUCCGGGUAAUCCGAAAAUUCCUCUUAAACAGGCUGAAAUAGCCGUUAGACGUUUUAAUGACAUGGCCAUACCCCACCAUUUGGGUUUGCUGAAAAAUCAUCGCAGUAAUAUUGAGAAAAGUUUGGCCUUGGGCGAUUGGAAUAAAAUUAAAAAAGAAGAAAUAAAUGCUAUGCGUGUCAUAAAACAGGUGAAGAAUCUUCUACUUGAAAUGGAUGCCCUUAGAGAAAAGGUCAGGGAUGAAGAUCUUGAAAGAUUUGAUGCCAUGAUGGAGAAAGGCAAACAGAAGGCCUUUGAGGGUAUGAAAGAAUAUUUGGAACUACAACUAAAAUCCCCCACAAAUACUCUACGUUCUCAGGGACCCUGCGAUGAUGAUGAGGAACCUGAACACCUAAACUCUCCGGUGGAAAUAGGACAAACACAAGCGUAUCAAGAAUCAUUACCCCACAUAAAAACGGAUUUUCAAGCCGAUGAACAUUUACUAGCACAAAGACAGUCCUGUUUAGAAGAACUACAACACUUGCAGCAUGAAAUACGAGAUUUAAAUGGCAUGUUUCACAACAUGCGUGAACUGACACAAGAACAAGCAGAAAGCGUACAAGCCAUAGCCGAUAAUGCCGAAGAAGCUCUUGAAAAUGUACAAAUUGGUGAAAGUAAUUUACGUAAAGCUUUGUCUUAUAAAAAAGCCAUGUAUCCGGUAAUGGGAGCCUUAUUGGGUACUUGUGUAGGAGGUCCCAUAGGUCUAGUGGCGGGCCUUAAAGCAGGUGGCUUGGCAGCAGUAGGUUGUGGUAUUUUAGGUUUUACCGGAGGUUCAGUUUUAAAAUCUAAUCCCGCUAUAAUGCAAGGUAAUAUAGAAGAAGAACAAAUAUCUAAUAAUGAUAUAAAUACUCAAGAGGAUAUAGAAAUGAAUAAAAAGGAGGAAUGACAAUUGAUGCCUGCUAAUGCAGCAAAUCAAUCGUUAACAGUAUGGGCUGCCUCCACUAGGCAACUAAUGAAUGUAAGAGCCUCAGCUGCAGCUAGAUUAGAUCCAGUGGCACAAGCCACAACCGGGGUAUUGUGCAGUGUUAAAUCAUAUUGUUCCAUACAAUAAAGAAACAAAAAUAUUAGAUUUAAAACUAAAAUCCAUUUCAUAACAUUGUUAACUUGUUUUUAUAACUUUAGACUUUUAAAACAUUUCAUUAAUUAAGGACCUUUAAAGCAAAUGGAGCAUAUUUUUGUCUGCUAUUAAAUAAGGUACUAAUAAAACAUAUUUCAUGUAGAUAUUAUUGUUACACAAUAAAAAAAUAAAACGUAUUUAAAUUAAAAAGUGAAAAAUUAGCUUAACCAUUUGAAAAUGUAGAGCUUAAAGUUAAGAAUUUAAACAAAUUGAAACAAUAAACUAAAAAAUAACCAAACGAAA
Messenger RNA from Lucilia sericata (common green bottle fly), 1839 nucleotides. It is a transcript of the gene Syx17, whose product is annotated as syntaxin-17. The transcript has 2 exons. Gene Ontology annotation, molecular function: SNARE binding; SNAP receptor activity. Bases 433 to 1365 code for a protein of 310 amino acids. The record is from RefSeq and is a predicted model, not a curated record. Lineage: Eukaryota; Metazoa; Arthropoda; Insecta; Diptera; Calliphoridae. Gene Ontology annotation, biological process: intracellular protein transport; vesicle fusion; exocytosis. Gene Ontology annotation, cellular component: plasma membrane; SNARE complex; endomembrane system.